AUGGUAGGACGAAAUUCAAUUAAAAUUCGGCUUCUAACUACGGAAGAACCAUAUGUCAAUCUUCCUUCAAGCAAGAAGGGCAGCGGGAACGGAAGUGCAGUGCAAUUCGCACCUACUGACGACAGGGUGAAUUUUCCAUCUUCAAAAAAGGGGGACAGUACGAACGGAAACAUUGUGCUCUUUCCAGCUCCUAAAAAGAAUAAGGGCAGUGGCUCUGGAUCUGUGCCGUUUAUGCAAAAGAACCCAGGUCGUAUGUCAGCGGUACCCGCACUGAUGGCCGAUGAUGGGCUAACUUCAGUCGUGUGA
This is a messenger RNA of Plasmopara halstedii, 306 nucleotides long. RefSeq lists its product as uncharacterized. The transcript has 3 exons. NCBI's taxonomy places the organism in Eukaryota, Oomycota, Peronosporomycetes, Peronosporales, Peronosporaceae. The record is from RefSeq and is a predicted model, not a curated record. Bases 1 to 306 code for a protein of 101 amino acids.